CUGCUCCCAAGGAUGCUUCCGAAUGAUUGACUCUCGUCUAUACACCAAACAACACCUGAGCAGGCAGAAAUCUAGCCUUUGCCUGAGAAUCAUCGAACACUUCGCAUUGAACAGAUCGAUCGUCAAACAUGAAGCAUAAAUAUCCUCACUGAUAACCGAGUCGAUCGCAAUAAUCUCCGUCAAUAGUCACAAACUAGCGCUUGGCUAGUUCGCCAUUCAGCCUCAGCUGCAAUUUCCCCUGUCAAGGGGAGGCAAAAAGGCCAGGACCUCUUGUCUGGGUGAUAAAAUAUUUGGGUAAGCCUAGCCUAUACUAUCGGUACUUUAAACUAGUUUAUUUCGACAUCCUGAUCCAGUGCCCAAUCUUUUCUUGCACCCUGAGGUCUAUCGACAUCUAGAAUCCAAUAGUUCAAUCUCCUAUUCCAUAGUAAAAAGAAUUCUUCAAAAUUGACCAUGGGGUAGUUUCUCUCCUUCAUCUGCUUUGGCAGUCGUCGCUCGUUAUUCCAUCGUCAAUAUGCGUUUCGCGCUUCUAUGGUCGCUGCUUACGGUAGAUUCUGUGGUCGCCAGCGUAUGUAAACCUCGCCAGUCAAGCACAGCUGGGAUUGAGACUGCGACGACAGCUACUGUCGAGUUAUCCACCGGCAUCGCGACGUCGACAGUGGAAGAUGUUACCACUACCGAAGUCGCAACGACUGUAGAGACCAGCACCGAGACUGCUGCCUCAACACUCACAGUCGCCGAAACCACAACAAGCGACAUCUCCGGACCUCUAGAAACAUUCGUUCUCGCCGCCAAAGUCGAAGGCACCGUCAGCGAAGAGCUCUCAGGCGCAGACCGCGAUGGUUCCCCAGUAGUAUGGCCAACACCACGCUUCAUCGCCAGCGGUCCAUUGAUCAUCUCCAUCGACUCCACGACGAGUUAUCUCCAAACAAUCGGUGGAUUCUACCUCUGCGUUGCAUACGGAGAUGGCACUUCAGCAAAUGGUGUCAAGCUUUGCAGCACCGAGUCCCUUGAAACCCCUGCCUUUGGCGCUCUUACGUGUGAGCAGACGGAGGAUCGGAAGAUUGCAUGUGAGGCUCAAGCUGGGCAGUGCAUUAGCGAUGGUGAGAAUACCAUAUGCUCCGAACUUCCGGGGACGUAUGAUCAGUUCUAUUACUAUAGGGGAGCCUUUAAUGGGAUUUAUCUCGGAAUCGGGUCUGCUGUGAAUACCGAUGAGAGCCAGCAUCCUGUUGAACUCAAGGCCAGACGGAGCAGCACAUGAUCAGGCAGUAAGAUACUUGAGCAGACCACAUAAUGAAUAGCUACGAUGAUUUGUGGCUUAUAGCUGAAGACCCUGUGUCGUCAGACCUCGGAGCCUCCCAGCCACGGCGUCCUCGGCUCGCCGACCCAACGUUCCAGACCCGUUGUCACCUCAGCCUUAAACCUUCGUAGCUAGGAUGGAUAUAAGGUUGUGUGUCCGGGUUGUUGGGUCUCAAGCUUUAUGCAGUCAGCUCACUAGCCGGCACCACCGGAUGUUUGCAGUUAGAGUUAGUGAAAGUCAAUUGAAUGUUAGCGUUGCUGCCUGUUAGCACUUCAAACAGCAACGAUUGGAAGCAUCCGAUUUGAGGUCAAUUGAAUGAAGUUUGUUUGUUUGCUAAAUUCUGACGGUGAGGGGUUGCUGUUGAUGGCCGCUUAGAUGCGUGGGGAUGGGAUUCGGGAAGAUGAACACUCGCCGAUGACUCACAAUGUCAAGCUUCCGUUGAAAGGAGAAUGAUUUAACUCCUGCACAUGCCAAACUUGCUGACAAGUGAUGCAAGAGAUGCGAUAAAGAGCAACCGAUGAUGGUGACCACUGGCUGAGAACGAGUGACGACGACAGCUUCCGUCUCGACGGCGAUAAGAAGGAACUCCGAGACCACAUCGAUGCGGAAGUUUUCUGAUCAUGAGAGACGAACUCACCCUCAAUAUCGGGAAUGUUCCGAUGAUACACCCUCACCAUGAUGCGGACGAACAAUAGAGCGAUGCUGACCUCCCAAGGGCGCGCAUGUAGAGAAAAGCUCAUAAGGGAAUGAUCCAAAGAGGCAUUAGUCUGAUAGUGCCGAGAAACGCAGAGCAGCUUCGCGAAGCGGUAACGGAGAGAAUAUACGAACGUGGUCGAGGACGUCAGACUACCAUAGCUCUUGUCAUCGGCGUCUUUAAGUGCUCGAACUCUUCAAAGACUGACGUAGCGCCAUGCUACUCCUAGCCAGCCCUCAACCCCUCGAUCCGAUCCAGUACGGAACAUCAUCUACCUGUCUCUUCCCAAUACCGCCCGGCCUCAAACUCUACAACAUACAGUGCUUGAAGCUAUACCCGAAGCCUGGUCUCUUGAACGAAUUCUAGCUGGCCAUUGAGUCAGAACGACUUACCUAGCUUUGGAAGGACCUCAUCGUGUUAGCUUGAAAGCUGAGACCCGCGCUACUCUUACCUUGCUCUUGGGUACGACGGGAUAAUUCCCGGGGAUGUCUUGGCAAAUUCUCCGCUCGAAUAAAUAACGAUUCUCACCGUCUGUGGAAUGUUCGAAGAUGCAGUAUAUAGCCACCUUCUCUGCCAGUGCUGGACAUGCAGAUUUGAUCAUCCCAACACCUCAGUUGGACUGCCUCGAUACAUGAACUUCUCGAACAGGUCUAUUAGAGAUGUCCCAUUGAACGAUAGCUAGCAAUUGCCGGAGUUGAGUACAUCAUGAUUGCACAUAAGACCAUCUCAAGAAGAUCUAUCGGUAAAAAGCCUUUAUCUUGUGCCUAGAUUCACGAACUUAGGUCGCCGGCUGGGAUGCUCGCCAGGAUGUUCGAUCAGUACAGUGUCCAAAGCCGCCCAUUUUAGUGCUACGGACUGCUAGAUAUACUGCUGAAAAGGAGAACUGGAUGGUAGCUCUAACUAAAGUACAUCGUACCGGCACAUAUCUUCUGACGGCCGAGGAUGGUAGCAGACAUAUUCAGCGAUCUCGGGUCGUUGAGUCCGGCCCGUGUACCAGUGAGGUUGAAGCUCUUUCCGAAGCGCCACUUGUAGACACUUGACGGAUUUCACAGACUGGCCACCUCGUGCCCACAACGAAGUGUCAUAAUACCAUAUCAAUAAUAAGGAGACUUUGAUAAAAUUGAGCUAUGCCUGGCUCUGUGUAUAUACCAUAGCAGGCAGUUUGUAACCCCUGGCUGCGAUGUAUUCGUCGAUCUGUUCUUACUUCAGCGCACUCAUCCAUGACCGAUAGAGCACUUCCUUCGCAGUGAAAUCAUGUCAGUGGAUAGAAGUAAAUAAAUUCUCUGAGUGGUGUAUUUGUCUCUAAUGGACGUCCUCAUGAGAGGAGAUGGAGGGCGGAGCGGCAGAGUCUUGGACCCAAGGACAUCUUGAGUGAACACACAGUACCCAUUGCACAAAGACAUAGACAGCAUAGCAAC
Messenger RNA from Fusarium verticillioides 7600, 3409 nucleotides. RefSeq lists its product as hypothetical. The coding region runs from base 512 to 1258 and encodes 248 amino acids. The transcript has 2 exons. NCBI's taxonomy places the organism in Eukaryota, Fungi, Ascomycota, Sordariomycetes, Hypocreales, Nectriaceae. The record is from RefSeq and is a predicted model, not a curated record.